This is a messenger RNA of Rhododendron vialii, 1758 nucleotides long. RefSeq names its product protein BEARSKIN2. The record is from RefSeq and is a predicted model, not a curated record. Bases 495 to 1637 code for a protein of 380 amino acids. The transcript has 3 exons. NCBI's taxonomy places the organism in Eukaryota, Viridiplantae, Streptophyta, Magnoliopsida, Ericales, Ericaceae. Gene Ontology annotation, molecular function: DNA binding. Gene Ontology annotation, biological process: regulation of DNA-templated transcription.
UGAUAAUUAAAAAGUUUUGUAGAGACAGAGAGCUGAGAUUGCCUUGCCACGCACUGGUAGAUUAGAUAUAUAUAGCUGCGUGAGUGGACGUCACGAAGGGGAAGAGUGUGUGGGGGUUGAGCUAGCUGCCUGCUAUUACAUCCUAAAAAGUAAACCCUAGUGGAAAUUCUUCUUCGUAUAUAUCUCUUUUUUAUACGAGUCCCAUUCCUUUGACGUGCUUUUUACGGUAGCAUUUGCGCUUCCCCGCCGGCGUAGUGACCGGCCGUCAACUUUCUCACAUCACCCCUUUCUCAAUUGAAACCCUCCCCUUCCUUUAGCUCUCCCAUCAUAAAUAAUAGCCUUUUAGAAGCAGUAUCCCCACCACGAAGAAAUGAUUGGGCACUACUCCAAUUUAACUGUUCCAUACCAUGCAACAUCUAUCUAUGUCUAGAGAGAGAGAGAGAGAGAGAGAGAGAGAGAAUUAAUUUUAGAUUAAUUUUUCGUGGAGGCCGGAUAUGGCUUCAUCAAGUAGUAAUGGAGGUGGUGGUGGGGUUCCACCGGGUUUCCGUUUUCACCCAACGGACGAAGAGCUUCUUCACUACUACCUGAAGAAGAAGGUGAGUUUUGAAAAGUUUGAGAUGGAGGUUAUCAGAGAAGUGGAUUUGAAUAAGAUUGAGCCAUGGGACCUCCAAGAGAGAUGUAGGAUUGGAUCGACGCCACAAAACGAGUGGUACUUCUUUAGCCACAAGGACAGAAAGUACCCAACUGGUUCAAGAACAAAUAGGGCAACAAAUGCGGGGUUUUGGAAGGCUACAGGCAGAGACAAAUGCAUAAGGAAUACCUUCAAGAAGAUUGGUAUGAGGAAAACUCUUGUUUUCUAUAGGGGCAGAGCUCCACACGGUCAGAAGACGGACUGGAUCAUGCAUGAAUACAGGCUUGACGAUGCUGAUGAUCAAGGCAACUCCAGUGAGGAUGGAUGGGUGGUUUGCAGGGUAUUCAAGAAGAAGAACUUAUUCAAAGUUGGAGGUGAAGGUGGUGGAGCUAGUAAUAUCAUGGCCACGGACCAGCUCAAUACUAAUAGCUCAAAUGGAAAUCCAUCUCGUACCACCUACAUGCACCACAGGGACAACCAUCAAUAUAUAAUGCGUCACCAACAAAGCUUUGAUCUAUACAAGUCCAGUGAGCUGGCACUUAACUAUUCUCAUGUUCCAUUACCUAAUUAUCAUCCCCACAUCAAUAUCAUUCAAGAACAAAACCUGAUCCCAACCCACAAGUUGAUGGGUUACGAUUACUCGGCUCUUCCAUCAGACUCACCAUUGAUGGUCAAGCAACUUAUGUCCUCCAACCCUAGAGAUUGUGAAAGUGGAAGCGAUCAGAACCUGCAGUACCAAGCGUGCGAGCCUGGCUUAGAGGUUGGAACAUCAUGUGAACCAUCACAAAAUAUGGUUGGUGGAAGAGAUCAUCACGAAAACAUAAACGAAUGGGGAAUGCUUGACCAUAGCAGGAUUGUAGCUACUAGUCCUCAUCUUGGCCAAGAAGACUCUUUGUCCAAAGGUCAUGAGCAUGUGAGGUUUGGGGAUGCAAAUGAACCAUCAAUACAGCCGAUGAAUCCAUUGUCACUUCGCGGAGAGAUGGACUUUUGGGGAUAUGGAAAGUAGUUUCUGAUCUUAAAACAUUUCAUACAUGAAUUGGUCUAUAAGGGUGCCAAGAUUGAGUUUAUAGCCAUUCUUAACUUGAUUGUUGUAACAUUUACAAACUGUUUCAUUUAUAUUGAAAUUA